GCACCCCCAACCCCAAACCAAAAAACACCUUCCACCUCCUCCAUCUCGGCAGGCACUGCCAAUCUCCUCUCCACUCCCUCCCUCCCCGAUCCAAAGGCGAGAGAUACCAAGGAAUCCGCGACGACCGCCCGCGCGAACGAGCCGCUGCAGUGAGUGACCUCGUCACCCGCGCGCGAGAGGGGGAGAUCGAUCGAGAAGGGGCCCGGACCGACCGAACCGACUCGAGGACUCAACCAUGAAGUACGUGCUGGUGACCGGCGGCGUGGUGAGCGGGCUGGGCAAGGGAGUGACGGCCAGCAGCAUCGGCGUCCUCCUCAAGGGUUGCGGCCUCCGCGUCACCUCCAUCAAGAUCGAUCCAUACCUCAACACCGAUGCUGGAACCAUGUCUCCAUUCGAGCACGGCGAAGUGUUUGUUUUGGACGACGGUGGUGAGGUGGACUUGGACCUUGGAAAUUAUGAACGGUUUCUGGACAUCAAGUUGACUCGUGACAACAACAUAACCACCGGAAAGAUCUACCAGUCUGUUAUUGACAAGGAGCGUAGAGGAGAUUACCUGGGAAAAACUGUUCAGGUUGUGCCGCACAUCACAGAUGAAAUACAAGAGUGGAUUGAACGUGUCGCAAUGAAUCCAGUUGAUGGCACAGAAGAGCCAGCUGAUGUUUGUGUCAUAGAACUUGGUGGCACUAUAGGGGACAAAAUAUUUUCGCCGCAUAACAACAGUGGCAUUCUUGAUGCAGGGGACAUUGAAUCAAUGCCUUUCAUCGAAGCAUUAGGUCAAUUUUCAUACCGUGUAGGGCCUGGAAACUUCUGCUUGGUGCAUGUCAGUCUUGUACCGGUUCUAAAUGUUGUUGGUGAGCAGAAAACAAAGCCUACCCAACAUAGUGUCCGCGGACUAAGAGGACUUGGACUUAUACCUGAUAUUUUGGCAUGUCGCAGUACACAGCCACUUGAAGAACAAGUGAAAGUGAAGCUUGCACAAUUUUGUCAUGUCCCGAUACCAAAUAUCAUUAAUCUCCAUGACGUCACGAACAUCUGGCAUAUCCCUUUGUUGCUCAGGGAUCAAAAGGCCCAUGAAGCUAUUCUGAAAGUUUUAGACCUUCAGUGUGUAGGAAAAGUUCCUCGAGAACCCAAAUUGGACGAAUGGACUGAUAGAGCCAGUAAAUGUGACACAUUGGAAACUCCGGUUAGGAUUGCUAUGGUGGGAAAAUAUACUGGCCUGUCGGAUUCCUACCUGUCUGUUUUAAAGGCUCUUUUGCAUGCCUCAGUAGCUUUGAAGAGAAAACUUGUGGUGGAAUGGGUUCCUUCCUGCGAUCUUGAAGAUUCCACAGCAGAAGAGACUCCUGAGGCGUAUGAAAAAGCAUGGAAGUUGCUGAAGGGUGCCGAUGGCGUGCUGGUGCCAGGGGGUUUUGGAGACAGAGGGGUCCAAGGGAAAAUUUUGGCAGCAAAAUAUGCGCGCGAAAACAACAUUCCAUACCUUGGAAUUUGCUUGGGCAUGCAAAUCGCAGUGAUUGAGUUUGCACGUUCUAUCAUGAAGUUGCAUGGUGCUAACAGCACAGAAUUUGAUCCAACCACAAAAACACCAUGUGUUGUUUUCAUGCCAGAGGGAUCCAAAACCCAUAUGGGUGCAACAAUGCGCCUUGGAUCAAGGAGGACCUUUUUUCAGGUCGACAACUGCAAAUCUGCUAAGCUGUAUUGCAAUGUUAGUUAUGUUGAUGAAAGGCACCGCCACAGAUACGAGGUGAAUCCUGAUAUGGUCCCAGAAUUUGAGAAGGCAGGGCUUUCUUUCGUUGGCAGGGAUGAAAGCGGAAGACGCAUGGAGAUUUUAGAACUGCCAACUCAUAGGUUUUUCGUUGGCGCACAAUUUCACCCUGAAUUCAAGUCAAGACCUGGCAAGCCAUCUCCGCUUUUCUUAGGAUUGAUAGCAGCGUCAUCAGGUCAGCUUGAUCACCUCCUUCAACCCCAAACAUGCAGAUACAUCUGCAACGUACCGACAAAGCCAAAAAUGUACCCGAACGGCCACGUCAUGAAGCCACUCAAGGGCCUGGUGAACGGGCACUAUUCAGCAACCAGCAACGGCCCCAUUCCCAUCUAGCAGCACAAAGCUGCAAGCCGCGGUGUGCUUGUUUGAGACUUCCCUUCUACCGUUUCCGCCUGUGUUGUUUUUCCCCCUUCGCGCGCGUUCUUCAUUCUACCAGUCCAACAAAGAAAUGGGCUGUUCGCUCCAGCGACACGGCGAGCCGUUUCUCCCGAUGUUUUAACGAGGAAGCAUUUGGCGUACAAGCUGUCGCGUUAGGAGGCAAAUUUAGCAGGUUAGCUAGGGUUUGAUUAGUAGAAGUAGUUGUAGUAAUCUGAUAUGCUGGUUUAUUCUGUUUGUUCGUUUGUUUGCUAAGAUAAGAUUACCAAGGGCUGGUGAUGCGCAGUUAGCUGUAGUGGAGCCUGCCAUCUCCCCUGAUUGUACAUUGUAAAAUAACUGCUACUCUCCGUAGACUGAAUGAAUGGAUGAGUAUAAAAAGUAUCGGACCAACUUGCUGUGUCCUUCAGACCUA
Setaria italica (foxtail millet) is the source of this 2546-nucleotide messenger RNA. RefSeq names its product CTP synthase. NCBI's taxonomy places the organism in Eukaryota, Viridiplantae, Streptophyta, Magnoliopsida, Poales, Poaceae. The coding region runs from base 236 to 2092 and encodes 618 amino acids. The transcript is spliced from 20 exons. Gene Ontology annotation, biological process: CTP biosynthetic process; pyrimidine nucleobase biosynthetic process. Gene Ontology annotation, molecular function: identical protein binding; CTP synthase activity. The record is from RefSeq and is a predicted model, not a curated record.